Messenger RNA from Colletotrichum orchidophilum, 297 nucleotides. RefSeq lists its product as uncharacterized. The transcript has 2 exons. The record is from RefSeq and is a predicted model, not a curated record. Bases 1 to 297 code for a protein of 98 amino acids. Lineage: Eukaryota; Fungi; Ascomycota; Sordariomycetes; Glomerellales; Glomerellaceae.
AUGUCAUCUGGCGUGACGGUCGAACCAUGCGAUCGUCGCAAUCUCAACGGCGAAGUCGCCGCCAAAAUGACCCCAGCACGUCGACUGAACCAGACGUUUCAAGAGAUAACCGAAGAUGCGAUCGAGCGACCGACCGAGACCGCUGGCGAUAGCCGGCGGGCGACGACUACUCGAGCCGCAACACUGGCCAAGGAACGCGCGAAGCCCAUUGAGGAUGACGAUAAAGGGCUGCUCCUGACGAUGGGCAAGCAGAUAAAAGAGCUACUCGCAGCGAUCAAGAUCAUGUUCGAUGCGUAA